UCCACUCCUGCCUCCAGAGUCCAAGGGUCCAUGUGGUGGGCAGGUUGAGCUGUGCUGGAUACACAGAGGGAGGCUAUAACGGGACAGUUGGCGGGUGAGCAGCAUGGGCUUUGAGGAACUACUGGAGCAGGUGGGCGGCUUUGGGCCCUUCCAGCUGAGGAACUUGGCAUUGCUGGCACUGCCCCGAGUACUGCUGCCCCUGCACUUCCUCCUGCCCAUAUUCCUGUCUGCUGUGCCCGCCCAUCGCUGUGCCCUGCCUGGAGCCCCUGCUAACUUCAGCCAGGACACAUGGCUGGAGGCCCACCUGCCCCGGGAGCCUGAUGGCAUGCUUAGCUCCUGCCUCCACUUUGCCCACCCCCAGGCUCUCCCCAAUACCACGUUGUGGGGAGAAGGGCAGAGCCCUGGGGAACCAGAGGGCAACCCCUCCACAGUGCCCUGCUCUCAGGGCUGGGAGUAUGACCACUCGGAAUUCUCAUCUACCAUUGCAACUGAGUGGGAUCUGGUGUGUGAGCAGAAAGGCCUGAACAGAGCCGCAUCCACCUUCUUCUUCGCUGGUGUGCUGGUGGGGGCUGUGGCCUUUGGAUACCUGUCUGACAGGUUUGGGCGGCGCCGUCUGCUGCUUGUGGCCUACGUGAGUGCCCUCGUGCUGGGCCUGGCAUCUGCAGCCUCGGUCAGCUACGUAAUGUUUGCCAUCACCCGCACCCUUACUGGCUCAGCCCUGGCUGGCUUCACCAUCAUCGUGAUGCCUUUGGAGCUGGAGUGGCUGGACGUGGAGCACCGUACCGUGGCAGGUGUCCUGAGCAGCGCCUUCUGGUCAGGGGGCGUGAUGUUGCUGGCACUGGUUGGGUAUCUGAUACGGGACUGGAGAUGGCUUCUGCUGGCUGUCACCCUGCCUUGUGCCCCAGGCAUUCUCAGUCUCUGGUGGGUGCCUGAGUCUGCACGUUGGCUUCUUACCCAGGGCCAUGUGGAAGAGGCCCACAAGUACCUGCUCCGCUGUGCCAGGCUCAAUGGGCGGCCUGUGGGUGAGGACAGCCUGAGCCGGGAGGCCCUGAACAAAGUGGCUGCUGCGGAACGAGUGGUCCAACGACCUUCGUACCUAGACCUGUUCCGCACACCCAGGCUCCGACACAUCUCACUGUGCUGCAUGGUGGUGUGGUUUGGAGUGAACUUCUCCUAUUACGGCCUGAGUCUAGAUGUGUCAGGGCUGGGGCUGAACGUGUAUCAGACACAGCUGCUCUUUGGGGCCGUGGAGCUGCCCUCAAAGCUGUUAGUCUACCUGUCCGUGCGACAUUUUGGACGCCGCCUCACGCAGGCCGGAACACUGUUGGGCACCACCCUGGCCUUGGGCAUUGGACUGCUGGUGUCCUCGGAGAGGAAGUCCUGGAGCACUGCCCUGGCAGUGAUGGGGAAAUUUUUUUCUGAAGCCGCCUUCACCACUGCCUACCUGUUCACUUCCGAAUUGUAUCCUACAGUGCUGAGACAGACAGGUUUGGGGCUGACUUCACUGGUGGGCCGACUGGGAGGCUCUUUGGCCCCACUGGCAACCUUGCUGGAUGGAGUAUGGCUGUCACUGCCCAAGCUUGCUUAUGGAGGGAUCGCCUUCCUCGCUGCCUGCACUGCCCUUCUGCUGCCAGAGACAAGGCAGGCACAACUGCCAGAGACCAUCCAGGAUGUGGAGAGAAAGAGUGACCCAUCCAGUCUUCAGGAGGAAGAGAUGCCUAUGAAACAGGUCCAGAACUGAGUGGCACUGGAAGGCCUGCCACAGCAGCUCUGCAGCAGGGGCUAGAAGAGCAGAAGGGCAGGGCCUGUGACUGGGCCUGAGGCCAUCUCUGCUAGGGCCGGAGUUGCCACUGGUGCCCCUUCUUGUGCUCAUUUAGCCUUGAUUAUUCGGGUUCCAGGAACAGGUGACUUCCCAGAAUUUGGUGGGCUGCUGGAGAUUCUGGCUACCCCUCUUGUGGCUGGGGAGGAUUCUGUAAACAAAGGUAUCCCUUGGGUUUGGGCAAUGGUGAUGAACUGUGAGAAGAGCCCUGAUGGGAAUCCACUGAGUUUGCCCUGGGUUCUGAUCCUGGCUUCAUGAUUGAUUUGCUGUGUAAUCUUUAGCAUGUGAUUUUCCCUCUCUGGGCCUCAGUCUGUUCUUCCAAAUGGAUAAUGAAGCCUCUUGGUAGACCUUAGCACAAGAUCUGUUGUCAUGCUCAAAUGAGAUGCUGAAUAAGGUGUUUCUUCUAGAGAUGGUGCUAAAGACAAGAAUGUCCUAUGAUGACUUCUAGUACCAACAGGGCUAGUGGGCAUGCUGUCCACUCUGUGGUGCUAGGGGCUUCCAAUGCCAGACCUCAGGGAAUGGAAGGACAGACCUCUUUGUUCCCAUGGCUGGCCUAGCUACCUCUGAGGCACUCUGCAGGGCAAUGCCUCCCUCCACCCCUACGUUGCUCAUCCUCCAACCUACUGUCUAGGCCUCAUGCUCAAAGAAAAUUAGAAGACAUGGGAGCCCACAUUUUAUUGGAGAAGGCAGAGAUGCUGAGACUUAAUAAAGUUUAACAAGUUUUAUGAGUA
Molecule: messenger RNA, 2550 nt
Organism: Nycticebus coucang (slow loris)
Lineage: Eukaryota; Metazoa; Chordata; Mammalia; Primates; Lorisidae
Gene: SLC22A7
Product: solute carrier family 22 member 7
Exons: 10
Coding region: 104-1741 (545 amino acids)
Biological process (GO): transmembrane transport
Cellular component (GO): membrane
Molecular function (GO): transmembrane transporter activity
Source: RefSeq, a predicted model, not a curated record